Molecule: messenger RNA, 2418 nt
Organism: Magnolia sinica
Lineage: Eukaryota; Viridiplantae; Streptophyta; Magnoliopsida; Magnoliales; Magnoliaceae
Product: MDIS1-interacting receptor like kinase 2-like
Exons: 7
Coding region: 1-2418 (805 amino acids)
Biological process (GO): protein phosphorylation
Molecular function (GO): protein kinase activity; protein binding; ATP binding
Source: RefSeq, a predicted model, not a curated record
AUGUUUGAAGACAUCGUGGAAGUGACGGAGGGUUUUGACGACAAAUACUGCGUCGGAACUGGAGGGUAUAGAAAAGUUUACAAAGCAAAUCUACCAUCGGGCCAGGAAGUAGCCGUGAAGAAACAUCAUCCCUUUAAAGGUGCAGAUCAAAUUGAUCAAAGAAGUUUUAGAAAUGAGAUUCAAGCAUUAACAGAAAUCGGCCUUCGCAACAUUGUGAAGCUUUAUGGUUUUUGUUCCCAUGCUCAAUUCUCAUUUCUAGUCUAUGAUUACAUGGAAAGGGGAAGCUUGGCUAACAUCCUAAGUAAUGAUGAAGGAGCUGCACAGUUGGACUGGACUAUAAGGGUGAAGGUUAUUAAAGCCUUUCUUUCUUCCAAUGCACUUACAACAUCUACCUUCGGAGAAGGAGAGGCUCUAGUGAAAUGGAAAGACAGCCUCCUACAAUCACAAGCUCUCCAUUCAUGUGUAACAGAGAUAAGCUUACCUAAUGCCGGCUUGCAAGGUAAGCUAGAUAACUUGAGCUUCCCCUCAUUUCCAAACCUCUUCCAUCUUAAUCUCAGUGGCAACUUCCUCACUGGAACCAUCCCAGCUCAUAUUAGCUCUCUUUCAAAACUUGCUUCUCUUGAUCUCUCCAUGAAUUAUAUUUCUGGCAUUUUACCUCUUUCACUGGCUAACCUCACUCACAUUUCUGUGAUUGACAUUUCAUAUAAUGAAAUAAUAGGUGAACUAGCUCCAAGUUUCUUCACCAAUUGGACCAAACUCAUCUCCCUUCAAUUCCAGAACAAUCAAUUCAGUGGGAAAAUUCUGUCUCAAAUCGGCCUACUUAAACAUCUCCGAAUCCUAGACCUCUCGGGAAAUAAAAUCAGUGGUUUAAUACCUCUUGAAAUAGGGAAUCUGCAGAGUCUGAUUCAGUUAAGGUUACACUCAAACCAUCUUAGUGGGCCAAUUCCUCCUUCUUUAGGUAACUUGACCAAGCUGAUGAACCUCUACCUCUUUGACAAUCAAAUUUCUGGUUCGAUCCCCACACAAUUAGGGAAUCUGAAGAAUUUGGUUGAGUUGGCGUUGUACAAUAACAAUCUGACAGGUCAAAUCCCUCCUGCUUUAGGAAGUCUCAAGAAUUUGGUUGGGUUGGCAUUGUCCAAUAACAGUCUGACAGGUCCAAUCCCUCCUGCUUUAGGAAAUCUCAAGAAUUUGGUUGGGUUGUCGUUGUGGAAUAAUAGUUUGACAGGUUCAAUCCCUCCUGCUUUAGGAAAUCUCAAGAAUUUGGUUGAUUUGGAGUUGAGCGAUAACAAUCUGACAGGUCCGAUCCCUCCUGCUUUAGGUAAUUUGAGAAACCUUACAUAUUUUUACCUCUCUAGCAAUCAAAUUUCUGGUUCAAUUCCUCUGGAAAUUGGGAAUUUGGUAAAACUCAAUGUGCUUGAUCUGUCCAGUAACCUUCUAACAGGUUCUAUCCCUUCCACUUUCGGAAACUUGACCAAGUGUGAAUUCUUCAUUGCAUUUGACAACCAUUUAACUAGUGAGAUCCCAAAAAGCUUCAGAAAUUGCACUAGGUUAACUAGAGUUCGACUCGACGGAAACCAGCUCAUUUCAAAUGUAUCAGAAGCCUUUGGUGUAUACCCACAUCUCUAUUUCAUGGAUGUCAGCAAUAACAGGUUGUUUGGUGAACUCUCACUAAACUGGGGAGAAUGCAGAUACUUGACGAUGCUACAAUUCUCUGGGAACAUGAUCACUGGUAGAAUUCCUCACGAGAUUGGGUGGUUAACCCGGCUAGGAGUGCUUGGUCUUUCUUCAAACCGUCUGGUAGGAGAGAUUCCAAAGGAAUUGGGGAGGUUGACUUCAUUGUUCAUCUUGAAUUUAAGUGAUAACCAGCUUUCUCAUAGGGUUCCUCAAGAAAUUGGGAGACUGUCCAAUUUGGAGAUUCUGGACAUAUCAAUGAACAACCUAGCUGGUCCAAUACCACCUCAGUUGGGGAAUUGCUUCAAACUACGGUAUCUGAAAUUGAGUGAAAAUUAUUUGAAUGGAAGCAUUCCAUUUCAGAUAGGCAACCAGAUACACCUACGGGGUGCAUUAGACCUUAGCCAUAAUUCACUAAAUGGAGAGAUAUCAUCACAAAUUGGGAACUUGCAGAUGCUGGAAAUGUUAAACCUCUCCCACAACAUGUUGUCUGGCUCAAUUCCAAAAUCUUUUGAAGGGAUGCUCAGGUUAAAAUCUGUAGAUUUUUCAUACAAUGAUUUGGAAGGCCCUAUUCCCAAUAGCAAAGCCUUUCAGAUGGCUAUUGUAGAGUCGUCGGCGUUUCUUCCAUUUAUUACCAAAGACGAAGAAAUAAAGAGAAAGUGGUUCUUGAAAGGAGCAGCAGAAAUCCAUUUUCAAUAUGGAAUUAUGAUGGGAUUGAUGCAUUUGAACAGAUCGUGGAAGCGAUAG